Dreissena polymorpha is the source of this 2753-nucleotide messenger RNA. RefSeq names its product glycerophosphocholine phosphodiesterase GPCPD1-like. The transcript has 19 exons. Bases 183 to 2123 code for a protein of 646 amino acids. Gene Ontology annotation, biological process: glycerophospholipid catabolic process. NCBI's taxonomy places the organism in Eukaryota, Metazoa, Mollusca, Bivalvia, Myida, Dreissenidae. The record is from RefSeq and is a predicted model, not a curated record. Gene Ontology annotation, molecular function: starch binding; glycerophosphocholine phosphodiesterase activity.
CCGAGAUAGCCGAUGUAUCACGAUUGCUCCGAUUUAUGGAAUAAAUCGUCUGCUGAUCCAGAGUUGGCAGACGAGUCGUUUUUAACCUUAACAGCAACAACAAACUCAAAUACUUGUCAACUUAUGAUAACUCAAACACAUCUGGUGCUGGAUACUGUUCACCUACAGAAGCCUUCGAGAUCAUGGCAUCAAUGUCGUGUGAAGUGAAUUUUAGGGUACGGUCAAAGACGCGACCGGGUGAGACUGUGUGCCUAGUAGGAGAUACCCCAGAGCUCGGGGGUUGGGACCCUCACCGCGCUGUGAUCUUGCACUGUGAGAUGGGGAGGCCCAAUGAGAGCAAAUUCUGCCCUGAGGAGCAUUCUGAGGAAGGUGACAUCUGGUCAAAGAGCGUACACCUGGAAGGGUCUAACAUCCAGCACUAUCGCUACUUCAUCUGUCGCCUACACCAGUCAGACAGGGAGGGUGACUGUCGUAGAGUUCUCGUCAGGGAGUGGGAAGGACACAUCCGCCCCAGACGGGUUUCACUGACAGAGGAAAUAUCCAAAGCAUCAGAGGGUGAUAACAAGCUGAUUGACGUCUUUGGGCAUUACGAUGGUUUGCAUGUGAUCAAUCGCGGCUGGCUGAUAGAUCAUGUGGAGAUACAGUUACAGCUAGAAGGGGAGGCGAUCCAGAUGUGGAAGUCUAAACACAAGGAGCAGUUGUACAGUAUCAAGUGCACACCAAUCGAUAACAGCUGCAGAAAGACAAAGGGGGGCACGUUUGAUUGCGAGCCAAUUGGAGACACUCUACCUCAGAGUAUACCUACAGAGAUUGAAGUGUCGUUUUUGGAGAAGGGCAAGUCCAAGCCUCGACCCCAGUUAGCAUUCGGGGCCAUCUUCCGGCCUGACGGAUUCAUGACGUUUUACGCUCAAACCUACGACCCAGAAUCACUGGGAUUUCAUCUUGAUUUCUAUGUACAUUCCUCUCCUGCUGGCACUGAUAGGGAGCCGGAACACGUGGGGUCCAGCUUCAUCCUUCCCAUCGACCUCCAGAAUGCACGGGGGGAGCAGAAAGUGCCCAUAAACGGGCUUUCAAAUAUGCCCAUAGGAAUUCUCAGUUUUAAGUACCUGAUAGUAAAGCCGAUGUGCGGGGGUCCAGGGUUCGACAUGAGGCGGACGUUCCAAAGCUAUUUGAAGACCACGCGGAGACCGCUCGAUGUCGGACAUCGAGGGCUGGGCAGUUCAUACAAAAGUAAAAAAUUGGCCACCAUGCGAGAGAACACUAUCGGGUCCUUCCAAGGUGCAGCAAACCAUGGUGCAGAUUUUGUAGAGUUCGAUGUGCACCUCACCAAGGACGAAGUACCUGUGAUAUACCAUGAUCUCAAAGCGUUAAUCACCUAUAGAAAGAAGAAAAGUGAGGAGCUGGAAUUAUUUGAGAUACCAGUGAAAGACCUGAUGUUUGAUCAACUCAGAAAUAUGAAGCUUUCGCAUCCCGCCUUGCAAGCAGAGUAUAAGUAUGAGGGUAUCCAUGACAAUGACCUUGACACCGUUGACCUUCAGCCCUUCCCAUCCCUGGAGCAGGCCUUUCAGAGUGUGGACAUACACACGGGCUUCAACAUCGAGGUCAAGUUCCCACAGACAAAAAUUGAUGGGACGGGCAAUCUCAGUGGCUACUUCGACAUGAACAGAUUUGUUGACAUCAUCCUGGCGUCAGUGUUCAAGAAUCACAGUGGCCGCCGUAUCAUCUUCUCGAGUUUCGAGCCUGAUGUGUGCACCAUGCUCCAACUCAAGCAGAACGUCUACCCAGUACUUUUCUUGAGUCAGGCUUGCACCACCCGCUACGUUCCCUAUGCCGGUAUCAAGAACCAGAGUGUCGUCAUGGCAGCAGAGUUUGCCCUCAGUGCAGGCCUGCUGGGAGUUGACUUGGUGUCUGAUAUCCUGGUCAAUGAGAUGUGGCUCAUCAAAUACAUCAAGGAUGCAGGCCUCGUUCUGUUUGUGUGGGGAGAGGGCUGUAACGACAAGUCCGUCAUACAGGAAUUCAAGGACAACAAGGUGGAUGGGGUGAUUUUUGACAGAAUCGACUUCUACAAGACCGGUGAAAAGGAAAGCAUUUUCAAAAUAGAAGAAAGGCAAAAGUGCAAGUAGAGGGUGUGGUAUCUGUCUGAUGAAUCUCACAGUUCAGGAAGGGAAUCUCUCAACCAAAUGCUUUUAGUUUAGUACAUUUAUUGUUGUAAUAGAGACAUGGUUUUAUUGAAUGGUCGAGUUACUCGCACACUGUUCUGGUUUUAUGCUGUUUGCACGUAGCCAUUUUUACUUUGGCUCUGAGUGGGAAAGCGUUAAUCUCCUGGUGAGGUAAUAUAGAUGUUGUUGUUUAUAAUGCUGCAAACAUGCUUUUAGUGCUUUUAGUUAUUGAUUUUGUUGUAACUUAUUCAAGUUAUUUGAUAUUAAUUAUUUUUAAAUUUACCAUGGUGAAACGUCAAAAGCCUUAUUUCCUCAUUUGUACUAUAGAGGUUCAAUGUUAUUUCUAUGUUCUAUUAAGUAUUUAUUAUUUAUUAGGUAUUAUUAGGUAUCGUGUAUGUAUUUGGUGCUUAUGUCUUUGAUAACUUUUCACAGAGCUGGCGGCUAGCCUAGUUGAUAUUGCCCUUAACUGUCAACCCAGAAUUCCUUACUUCACCCCUGGUCUCUCCAUGUAACCUGUGUGUGAUUGGGUCACAGCUUUUUAUCUGUUUGAUAUGAGCAUAUUGGUAUCAUUACAUUAAAGGGGCCUUUUCACAG